Messenger RNA from Ochotona princeps (American pika), 1446 nucleotides. RefSeq names its product dynein axonemal assembly factor 8 (gene DNAAF8). The coding region runs from base 1 to 1446 and encodes 481 amino acids. Gene Ontology annotation, molecular function: dynein complex binding. The transcript is spliced from 9 exons. Gene Ontology annotation, cellular component: dynein axonemal particle. The record is from RefSeq and is a predicted model, not a curated record. NCBI's taxonomy places the organism in Eukaryota, Metazoa, Chordata, Mammalia, Lagomorpha, Ochotonidae.
AUGGCAUCCAGAGGCCUAACACCCUCGCUGGGCUCCCCCUGGGACGCCAUUUUGCAGGCUGUCAGAGACCAGCUUCCAUCCCUGGACUCAGACUCCUCCUCGUUGGAUAGUGGGGAAGAGGAGUUGUUCAUCUUCCAGCGAAAUGAAACUGUCCUCAUUCCAGACCUGUCAGAGGAGCUGGCAGAAGACCUGGCCGACGAUGUCAAGUUUGGGGCCUGGGUCCCUGCGGCUGAAGGGUCUCCUUCCCAGGAUGGAACUGAGGUUGCAGUUCUGGUGCCUGUGGAGUGGGCCACACAGCCAGGGACUGACUGUGGAGUGAGGACAGAGGACUCAGUCUCUGGGAGAGGGAGAGCUCCAGAGAGCUGUGGUGAGAUCAGCUGUCUUCCCGGGACAGCCAGAGAGACUCUCACGCGGCUGGAUGGGGAACUCAGGAGCAAGUCCUUUGACACCACAGGGUGGCAGAGUCCACCCUGGGACAUGCAUGGAGGAGCCAUCCUCCUUCUCCAAGAUGGAGACCGAGAGACAGGGCCCCAGGGUGCUGCCCCUCCAGACUCUGCGGGCCGCAGGGCCCUCCGGCGGGCCAGGAGGAAAAUGAUUGAGAAGGUCAUCCUCCCGAAAGUGACCUGGGAUGCCCAGGACCCGUCCUGCAGUGCCCAGAGCCAACCCCAGAGGGCACCCUGCCCAGAUGCAGAGUCAGGUCCCCAGCCAGAAGACCCCAUGGGACCUGCGGAAGGGCCGCCAGUGCUCUCACUCCAGCAACUGGAAGACUGGGAUUUGGAUUCCAUCCUCCAGAGCCUGUCGGGGCCGGAAGACAACCAGGGAAGUCGCACAUCUGGAACUGUGUGGUGGGCAGCUGACCUCUUCCAAUGCCAAGAGCGUGCCAUGUCAAGAGGCCAGGACAGGCUCAUGGAGCAGCUGGCCCUGCUGAGUGCCGCCCAGUCCAGAGCCACCACGUCUGCCCGGAGGACACCUGCUGUCACCCCCCAAGACGCUGGAAGCAGGUGUGUUUUGACCAAGUCAGGCUUCCAGGCUGAGUCAGACAAGAAGGGAGGCGAGGGCCCAUGGCUGAAGGCGGAGCCCCCCACCAUCUUCAUCGACCUGCGGCAGGCGGGACCACCUGGCCACCACUUCUCCCCAGAAAGCUCCAGCUCCAGUCACAGUUCCUCUGACAGCGAGGAGGAAGAGGAAGAGGAGACUCUGGGAAACCAGCAGGGCCCUGCAGCACUGAGGGCCUGCACCGGGAAGAGUCAGCUUCUCCAGCAGCUCAGGGCAUUCCGCAAGGGGACAGCUCAGCCCCAACUGCCUGCCAAGGACAGCCGCAGGGGACAGAAGGUCCAGGCCCAAUCAGGAGCUGAGAAGAAACAUGUAAAACUCUGGCCUGAGCUGUUACCCGAAAGCCUGAGCCCUGUUCCCCCUGCUUUAGAAUCCUUCAUUGGUCCUGAGUAA